GUUAAACUGACAUAAGAUGGGGGUCAUCCUACCCCGAGGGUCUAACUUUUCACUUCAAAACAAGAAUAUUGUUUAUACCCCACAAAUUUAAAGUAAUUACAAAUAUCCACAUAAAAUGUACAAUAAUAAGAAAAAACAUAAUGUAAGCUUAAAAAAAAUCAUCUUUAGAGUGUGUACAUAUAUGCAUAAUUAUGAAAAUUAUUAUAAAACAAACCCUUAUCCUUUAACCUUAUAGUAAGUACACGUUAAUAGAUAAUACUCAGUACUAGUAACAAGGACAAUCUUUAUAAUUUUAAAUAAAGCAAACCGUGUAAUGAAAGCUCUAGUGUGCCAUUGAGGCGGGGAUAAGCUGCGAUGAUGUAACAGGAAGCUACUACACUGAAUAUCUUCCAGCCUGACAGCCGUCUUCAUUCACACUCUGCGUGUCUCGUGCGCUUUCAUCUCGCGCUCUGAUAUUGUUACAUUGUUUCAUGCCAUCGUGACGUCUCGAAGGAAAGUACUGACUGUUUGUGUUUUAAAAUAAGAAGACGCGUUCGUUUUUAUCUAAACCUCUCCAGAACACCUUGGAUUUAAUCUGCAGGUCAAUAGUGGGUCAUUGCAAAUGCCAAAGAAGAUGACAGCUAGCUGCUGGACGAUCUGUCUGUUUCUGCUGGGAUCUGUCACUAAGUUCAUUGUUCUAGCCAGUCCUGGGGUAAACGAAAGCCAGCAACAACAUCCUCAAAAUGUGUACCAUGAUAUCGGUGUUACCAGAAACAAGAUUGUGACGGCACAGUUCGAGUGCUACCAGAAGAUCAUGAAGGACAGCAGUCAAGACAGAAGAGUUGGUCCGGUAUGCAACAGGACCUGGGAUGGAUGGUUGUGUUGGGACGACACAGAGGCCGGCACCCCUUCUGAGCAACACUGCCCUGACUAUUUCCAGGAUUUUGACCCUACAGAAAUGGUCACCAAAAUAUGUACAGAAAGCGGGCAGUGGUUCUUGCAUCCUGAGAGUAAUCGCACAUGGACAAAUUUCACCAGAUGUAAUUUGCACACUGCUGAAGGACGCAGGACUGCAAUGAAUUUGUUCUACAUGGCACUAAUUGGUCAUGGGCUCUCUUUAACAUCUUUGUUCAUCUCGCUAAGCAUAUUCUUUCAUUUCAAGAGUUUGAGCUGCCAGAGAAUUACCCUGCACAAAAACCUUUUCUUUUCCUUUGUAUUAAACUCCAUCAUCACUGUCAUUUGGUUAACUGCAGUGGCAAACAACCAAGAACUAGUUCAGGAAAACCCAAUCAGCUGCAAAGUGUCACAGUUUAUCCAUCUGUACAUCUUUGGAUGCAACUACUUCUGGAUGCUUUGUGAAGGAAUUUACUUGCACACGCUCAUUGUUGUGGCAGUUUUUGCUGAAAAACAGCAUUUAAUGUGGUAUUACCUUCUUGGAUGGGGUUUCCCUCUUAUACCUGCUACAAUACAUGCCGUAGCCAGAAGUUAUUACUACAAUGAUAAUUGUUGGAUCAGCUCAAGUACUUCUCUGCUAUAUAUUAUUCAUGGCCCUAUCUGUGCAGCACUGCUGGUGAACUUGUUCUUUCUGCUGAACAUCGUACGAGUUCUCAUCACCAAACUGAAAGUGACGCAUCAAGCAGAGUCUAGUCUGUAUAUGAAAGCUGUCCGAGCCACCCUCAUUCUGGUUCCACUGCUGGGCAUCCAAUACGUUCUCCUCCCAUACAAACCUGGGGGACGCGUGUCUGCUGAAAUCUAUGACUACAUCAUGCAUAUCCUAAUGCAUUAUCAGGGACUGUUGGUAGCCACAAUCUUCUGCUUUUUCAACGGAGAGGUCCAAGCAGUUUUGAGAAGGCACUGGAAUCAGUACCGCAUACAGUUUGGAAGCGCCAUCGCACAAUCUGAUGCUCUGAGGUCUGCAUCAUACACAGGGUCCUCCAUUACGGAAGUCCAGGGCUGUUACAGCAUCGACGGCCACACAGAACACUUGAAUGGCAAAAACUGCCAUGACAUUGACAGCAGCACCUUAAAACCAGAUAAUCCCUUUGCCUGAUGCCACUGAACGUGGCAGUAUGCCGCUUAAAAAAAAACAAACAAAAAAAAAAAAACUGUUGACUACAGCGAGAGCUGUCACAUGGCUGAAUUGGACCGUUUCACCCAUAAUUCACUGCUCAUUCUCUCUGAAGGGUGGAGAAAAGCCAUUUCUCCUAGAAUUUACACUGAAAAACAUUUUGCUACCUUCAUUUAAUGUUAAAUGGACAAAUAUAAACAUUACUGGCCCUGUCUUUGUACUUUGCAUUAUUAUAGUUUGCUUGACGGCUGUGCGCAGUUGACAAUAUUCAGCUCUUUUUUUCAGAUUUCAUCUGUAAUGCACUUCUUUGUCUUAUAUUUGACCCUGUAAUAAAAAAAUGAAAUAUAUAUCUAAUCCAAAUCAUGACCACACUAAUGAGAGAUGUAUAUUUUUACUAAAAAUUUAAACAAACUAUAUGUAUUUUGAAAGAUAAAAAAUGUAAAAGUGCCCAAAAGCCAGUGCCGCUUUUUCUUUUAUAAUAUUCAUUUAGUAACUAUUUUAAUGUAAUUCUGUUAUUUUCCUUUGGAGACAGUAUUAUAGCCAAUAUAUAUAAUUGUUUUAUUUGUUAAUCCGGUCAAGAACUAAAUGGAAGAUUAAAGAUUUUGUAUUUUUUAUUAUACUCAAUUUUGGUCGCUAUAAUGCUAGUUAUUGGAAGGGUUCAAAGUAAAUUCAUUUUUUUGCCUCAAAUAUAAAAAUUCAUUAACACAUGCUUUAGAGACCCCUAAAAGUGACACUGGAGAUUGGACCAUAAUUUAUGUAACAUUUCUAGGUUUAAUAAGAACUCAGUGUGAAGCCUUACAGUACAAAAACAAGGUUACCACUUUAUUUAAGAUAUAUAUCUCUACUUUUAUACUUAGUUUUUCACAGUUAAAUUUAUACUACACAUGCCACAUUUUCAGUGUAUUUGAUUUCAUAUUUCUUGUAGUGUUUAGUCAUGUACUUUUCUUUUAAUACAUGGCUUUUGUGAAAUUAGGUACAAUAACCCGCUACCUACAGCGUUACUCUGCAACUUUUCCUAACAUGCUUGGAGUGUUUGAGAUAUUGCUCUUGUGUCAAAGGCAGGGGUUCCUUUCACCCACUAUAUCUAAAUUCAAUUACAUUCCAUAUUAUUUGAAUAAUGUGCCCAGUGUUUAUGUCACAGUGUUACCUAAACUCACUCCAUUUUAGACUUCUCUGACAAUCAACAAGUUUUCAUGAUGCUUAAAGAGAUAGUUCACCCAGAAAUGAAAAAUGUACUGUACUAGUACUGUACGUGGACUCAAGGAGAAUUUGCAAUGAAUCAUAUGCCCCUCUUUCAAUAUUAGCUCAAUGUGGCCACAUCUGUCAAAAAAAAAAAAAAAAAAAGAAUAAAUCAUAAAUGUAACCCAUAUCUGACUCAUGCACUAUAUUUUAAGUUUUCAAAAGUCAUACAAUAUUUAAAUUUCAAUCUGUUCACUUUACAUGACAAAUAGAUUGAAAUGCAAGUCAUUAUUAACUGGGAGUUAAAUUAUUAUUUUGGAUCGGUUUUGUUCAGGAAGCCAAUUUAUGUGGCUCACAAAUACAUAUGUAAAAAACGUGCAUAUUUUUGGGCAAACUAUUCAAUUCUGUCCUGCUUUUGUCCAUAUGCAUAUUUUAACAGUGCAAAAAGAAUUGUUGGCAAUGCUACACAUGCGGGAAAGUGCUUGUAUUAAUUAUGUAAAUAUUAUAUUCUUAGCUGUAAUCACAUUUGAAUAUUUUAUAGGGGUGUGCAUAAUAUUGCUUUGUACUACAUGAUGCGUGUGCAUUUCUUCCACCCUAAACAGGAACGUAUCUCAUUCUGGGUUCAGAACAAAUCAGUAUUAAUAUUGCAAAUCACGGCACUUCACAGCAUGUAAACAAAUGCCAAUCAUACAUACACUGUAUCAUUUCGUCAGGUUUUCAUCAUCAGACUCAACUCAAUAUUCUUUUCCUUGAAUGUCAUUUAUUUUUCGUGAAUGUGUGCCAAUUACUGUUGCUCAUAAUGCUUCCUGAUGUUUUUUUGUUGUGUUGUUUGUGAUAAUUUGUGUGUUUUAGUGAAAACAAAACACUCACUGCAGGACUGUUUCAUAUGUUUCAUGUAAACAUUUGCUGCUUGUUUUUUGACCUGGUAUUUAAGGUUGUAUUUGUGUGAAAGUAAAUUUUGCUUUCAAACUUAUAGAAUAGUUGUAUUGUGCAUAUGCUGCACCUAAAUUCAGCCACUUCAGAUGUUCUUUUCUGUAUGAAUGUAAUAUGUCUUUUGUUCCUUUGAGGUGUAUCCAUGCAACAUGGUAUUAUUCUGUAAUUAUAUAUGAUUAUUUCAAGUGU
Messenger RNA from Cyprinus carpio (common carp), 4348 nucleotides. RefSeq names its product calcitonin receptor like receptor a (gene calcrla). The record is from RefSeq and is a predicted model, not a curated record. Gene Ontology annotation, molecular function: adrenomedullin receptor activity; calcitonin gene-related peptide receptor activity; calcitonin receptor activity. Gene Ontology annotation, biological process: cell surface receptor signaling pathway; angiogenesis; adenylate cyclase-activating G protein-coupled receptor signaling pathway. NCBI's taxonomy places the organism in Eukaryota, Metazoa, Chordata, Actinopteri, Cypriniformes, Cyprinidae. Gene Ontology annotation, cellular component: plasma membrane.